UCCAAUGAAAUUAUGCAGGAGCGCUUAAACCCCUUCUCCAAUUCGGGUCCACGGUCCACCUCCCAGGCGAAUGACCUGCAUAGCGACCCACUCUCACCACCCACUGACAACGCAUGGCAUAGGUUUGGCCGAACCUGUCAUUACGCUCGUCAGAAGCGUUCGCAUCCUUUCGUCAACUUCACCUGGGCUGAUCCGUCUCAAAACCUUGACCCAAAUCUUUCCACGUCGCCGCAGCACCACUAGCUUUGGGGAGUCGCAAUGUCGAAACCUCGCACGAGCACCAAGUCUUCCCACAAGGGUCUCACACUCGCUAGAGCGCUGGAGAAAGCACAGAUCGCCGUUCAGCGGGACGAAGACGGGAACUUCAGAGGAGCCUUGUCCUCAUAUCGAAGCGCCAGGGAACUGCUCAGCAAAGCGAAGAAGCGCGUUUCUUGCGAAGAGGAUGCUGCGAGACUCGAUGCGAUUGCCGAAAUCUACGACAACAGGAUUAGAGAGCUGCGCGAGGCGAUCAACAAUGAGCCGCGAGAUGAGAGUGACGACUCCUCUGACCAAGAUCGGACCCCUAAGAUACCCAAGCCUUGCACGGGCAACGCUUCUCCACUCCGGAUUCAGCGACGGACAUCCGGCGAUUCAACCACUUCUCGGCACUGCGUGCAGUCUGUGCGCCCCGAAAGGCGCGAUUCUCAUCAGCAAUGGCCUUUGACGCCAGAGUUUGAGAUGAAAGCGACAAUGGAACGGUACUCGGUUCGCAGCCUACCCGCGCCGCCAGCAAAGUCAACUCCGAGGCUGUCGCAACGCUUCGACAAUUCCCGUAUAGAUGAUGACACAGUACAGGUGCUUGACCUUUUGGAAAGCGGCUGGUGGGAGGAUCUCAUCGAGGGACGAUCUCGUUGGUCGAUGAGUAGCGAUCGGACGCUGGUAGCGUCCCCUGGCGCAUAUCUCAAGGAGUACAGGGCCAAGAGUGAGAGCUUUGCACGACGAAGGAAUCGAGCAGAGUCUCCAACUGACAGCAUAUCCUUCUGGUCACCACCUGCCACGCCACAACGGCAAGCCUUUGGAGGACGACUGGGCUAGAAACCUGGAAGGUAUAUGUCUCAGAGGAGAGUUCAAGACUCAGGUAUGGACAAUAUGUCCAUGGCACUGACAUUUAAGUUGUACAUUACGCUUGUCAAUAACCCAUCGCGCUCGUCAAGACAUCGAAAGUCGCAUUUAAAAUUUAUGCAUCCCCUUCA
Molecule: messenger RNA, 1232 nt
Organism: Cercospora beticola
Lineage: Eukaryota; Fungi; Ascomycota; Dothideomycetes; Mycosphaerellales; Mycosphaerellaceae
Source: RefSeq, a predicted model, not a curated record